CAGAGCAGUGAUAACUGCAGUGUCUCUUAGGAGUGAGAUACCUGGAGUUCAGGAACUCCACCAGUGACAAUGCCAGCCGACGAGUUGGUUUUCUUUGUGAAUGGCAAAAAGGUGGUGGAGAAAAAUGCAGAUCCAGAAACAACCCUUCUGGUCUACCUGAGAAGAAAAUUGGGACUGAGUGGGACCAAACUUGGCUGUGGAGAAGGGGGCUGCGGGGCGUGCACAGUGAUGCUCUCCAAGUAUGAUCGUCUUGAGAACAAGAUUGUUCACUUUUCUGCCAAUGCAUGCCUGGCCCCCAUCUGCUCCUUGCAUCACGUUGCUGUGACAACAGUGGAAGGCAUCGGAAGCACCAAGACAAGACUGCAUCCUGUGCAGGAGAGAGUUGCUAAAAGCCAUGGCUCCCAGUGCGGAUUCUGCACCCCCGGCGUCGUCAUGAGCAUGUAUGCUUUGCUCCGGAACCAGCCUGAGCCCACCAUUGAGGAAAUUGAGAAUGCUUUCCAAGGAAACCUGUGCCGCUGCACGGGCUACAGACCCAUCCUCCAGGGCUUCCGGACCUUUGCCCGGGAUGGUGGGUGUUGUGGAGGACAGAGUGACAAUCCAAACUGCUGCAUGAACCAGAAGAAAGACCACACAAUCACUCUCUCACCAUCUUUGUUUAAGCCAGAGGACUUCACACCUCUGGAUCCCACCCAGGAACCCAUCUUCCCCCCAGAGCUGCUGAGACUGAAAGACACUCCUCAGAAGCAGCUGCGGUUUGAAGGGGAGCGUGUGACCUGGAUCCAGGCCUCAACUCUGCAGGAGCUGCUGGACCUCAAAGCUCAGCACCCCGAUGCCAAGCUGGUGGUGGGGAACACCGAGAUUGGCAUUGAGAUGAAGUUUAAGAACAUGCUGUUUCCUUUGAUUGUCUGCCCAGCCUGGAUCCCUGAGCUGAAUUCGGUGGAGCAUGGGCCUGAGGGUAUCACCUUUGGAGCCGCUUGCACCCUGAGUUCUGUGGAAAAGGUCCUGGUUGAUGCAGUUGCUCAGCUUCCCAUCCAUAAGACAGAGGUGUUCAGAGGAGUCCUGGAGCAGCUGCGCUGGUUUGCUGGCAAUCAGGUCAAGUCUGUGGCGUCCAUUGGAGGGAACAUCAUCACUGCCAGCCCCAUCUCCGACCUCAACCCUGUGUUCAUGGCCAGUGGAGCCAGGCUGACUCUCGUGUCCAGAGGCACCAGGAGAACUGUUCAGAUGGACCACACCUUCUUCCCUGGCUACAGAAGGACCCUGCUCAGUCCAGAGGAGAUACUACUGUCCAUUGAGAUCCCCUACAGCAGGGAGGGUGAAUUUUUCUCAGCAUUCAAGCAGGCGUCUCGGAGAGAAGAUGAUAUUGCGAAGGUGACCAGUGGCAUGAAAGUCCUGUUCAAGCCAGGGACCACAGAGGUAAAGGAGCUGGCCCUCUGCUAUGGAGGAAUGGCUAACAGAACCAUCUCAACCCUCAAGACUACCACGAAGCAGCUGUCCAAGUUCUGGAAUGAGGAGCUGCUGCAGGACGUGUGUGCAGGCCUGGCAGAGGAGCUGACCCUGGCCCCCGAUGCCCCCGGGGGCAUGGUGGAGUUUCGGCGCACCCUCACCCUCAGCUUCUUCUUCAAGUUCUACCUGAUGGUGCUUCAGAAGCUGGGCAAAGAGCACCCUGAUGAUAAGUGUGGCAGACUGGAUCCCACCUUCACCAGUGCCACUCUGCUCUUUCAGAAAGACCCUCCAGCCAACGUCCAGCUCUUCCAAGAAGUACCCAAGGAUCAGCCUGAGGAAGACAUGGUGGGCCGGCCCCUUCCCCACCUGGCAGCGGACAUGCAGGCCUCUGGGGAGGCUGUGUACUGUGAUGACAUCCCUCGCUAUGACAAUGAGCUGUCUCUCCGGCUGGUCACCAGCACUAGGGCCCAUGCCAAGAUCACGUCCAUAGACAUUUCAGAAGCUAAGAAGGUGCCAGGGUUCGUUUGCUUCCUCUCGGCAGCAGAUAUUCCUGGAAGUAACAAAACUGGACUUUAUAAUGAUGAAACAGUCUUUGCAGAGGAUAAGGUUACUUGUAUUGGGCACAUCAUUGGUGCUGUGGUCACUGACACCCCAGAACAUGCACAGAGAGCUGCUCAAGGAGUGAGAAUUACCUAUGAAGACCUUCCAGCCAUCAUCACAAUUGAGGAUGCUAUAAAGAACAACUCCUUUUAUGGAUCUGAGAUGAAGAUCGAGAAAGGAGACCUCAAAAAGGGAUUUUCUGAAGCAGAUAAUGUUGUUUCAGGAGAGUUGUACAUUGGUGGCCAGGAGCACUUUUACCUAGAGACUAAUUGCACCAUCGCUGUCCCAAAAGGGGAGGCGGGGGAGAUGGAGCUCUUUGUAGGUACACAGAACACCAUGAAGACCCAGAGCUUUGUUGCAAAAAUGUUGGGCAUUCCAGCAAACCGUGUUGUAGUCCGAGUGAAGAGAAUGGGAGGAGGCUUUGGAGGAAAGGAGACACGGAGCACUGUGGUGUCCACAGCAGUAGCCUUGGCUGCAUACAAGACAGGCCGACCUGUACGCUGCAUGCUGGACCGUGAUGAGGAUAUGCUGAUAACUGGUGGCAGACAUCCCUUCCUGGCCAGAUUCAAGGUUGGCUUCAUGAAGACAGGGAAGAUUGUGGCUUUGGAGGUGGAUCACUUCAGCAAUGCAGGGAACACCCAGGAUCUCUCUCAGGGUAUAAUGGAACGAGCUCUAUUCCACAUGGACAAUAGCUAUAAAAUUCCCAACAUCCGGGGCACUGGGCGGAUGUGCAAGACAAACCUGCCCUCUAACACAGCCUUCCGGGGCUUUGGGGGACCUCAGGGGAUGCUCAUUGCUGAGUACUGGAUGAGUGAAGUUGCAGUGACCUGUGGGCUGCCCGCAGAGGAAGUGCGGAGGAAAAACAUGUACAAAGAAGGGGACCUGACACACUUCAACCAGAAGCUCGAGGGGUUUACUUUGCCCAGGUGCUGGGAUGAAUGCCUAGCAAGCUCUCAAUAUUAUGCUCGCAGGAGUGAGGUGGACAAGUUCAACAAGGAGAAUUGCUGGAAAAAGAGAGGACUAUGCAUAAUCCCCACCAAGUUUGGAGCAAGCUUCACUGUUCCUUUUCUGAAUCAGGGAGGAGCCCUGGUUCAUGUGUACACAGAUGGCUCUGUGCUGUUGACUCAUGGGGGGACUGAGAUGGGCCAAGGCCUUCACACCAAGAUGGUCCAGGUGGCCAGCAGAGUUCUGAAAAUCCCUACCUCCAUGAUUUACAUCAGUGAGACAAGCACUAACACUGUGCCUAACGCCUCUCCCACGGCAGCCUCUGUCAGUGCUGACCUCAAUGGUCAGGCUGUUUACAUGGCUUGUCAGACCAUACUGGAGAGGCUGGAACCCUUCAAGAAAAAGAAUCCCAGUGGCUCCUGGGAAGAUUGGGUCUUAGCUGCAUACCAGGACAGAGUGAGCCUAUCUGCUACAGGGUUUUAUAAGACACCCAACAUUGGCUACAGCUUUGAGACAAACUCUGGGAAUCCCUUCCACUACUUCACUUAUGGGGUGGCUUGCUCUGAAGUAGAAAUUGACUGCUUAACUGGGGAUCAUAAGAACCUCCGCACAGACAUUGUCAUGGAUGUUGGCUCAAGUUUGAACCCUGCCAUCGAUAUUGGACAGGUGGAAGGAGCAUUUGUCCAGGGCCUUGGUCUUUUCACCCUGGAGGAGCUGCACUACUCCCCCGAGGGCAGCCUGCACACUCGUGGCCCCAGCACUUACAAGAUUCCCGCAUUUGGCAGCAUCCCCAUUGAAUUCAGGGUAUCCCUGCUCCGGGACUGCCCCAACAAGAAGGCCAUCUAUGCCUCCAAGGCUGUAGGGGAACCACCCCUUUUCCUAGCUGCCUCCAUCUUCUUCGCCAUCAAGGAUGCCAUCUGUGCAGCUCGAGCUCAGCACACAAAUUAUAAUGUGAAGCAACUUUUCCAGCUAGACAGUCCUGCCACCCCGGAGAAGAUCCGCAAUGCCUGCGUGGAUCAGUUCACCACCCUGUGUGUCACUGGAGCACCAGAAAAGUGCAAACCCUGGUCUCUGCGUGUCUGA
Molecule: messenger RNA, 4071 nt
Organism: Castor canadensis (American beaver)
Lineage: Eukaryota; Metazoa; Chordata; Mammalia; Rodentia; Castoridae
Gene: Xdh
Product: xanthine dehydrogenase
Molecular function (GO): FAD binding; iron ion binding; molybdopterin cofactor binding
Source: RefSeq, a predicted model, not a curated record